AACAUAAACAUCGGUUUUAGGCAAUUAAAUCCAAAAUCGAUAUGCCUUUCCAAAAUCCAAACAAUAAAACAAACACAGAGAGUCGCAAAUGAUUAUGGAAGUUUCCAAAUUCAAAGAAAGAAGCACGAAAAGAAUCAGCCCCCCUCCCCCUUUCGGCUUUCAUCACCGAUUUAUUAUAAUCUCCUACAGAUCCCUCACGUCACAACCCCCAACAGAGACCCGCCUGCCUGCUUGCCUGCCCGCCCUUCUCCCUCCCUCCUUCCCAUUGCCGAAAACCCCUCCCUUUCCUCCUGGGCAUUGAGGAAAUUGAAUCUUGAUUCUGGGUUUUUGAGUUGCAGAGGCAUUGGAGCUCGGAGGCUUUGCGGUGGUUUGAUUUUUGUUGGGGAAUUCCAGUUCUUGGAUUGCGAAGGGUCCGAUUUACUUUCAGACAGUCCGGCUAGUCCACCAAGGCUGGACCAUUGGGAGUUGUGGAAGGAAGUGUUGGCGGUAGCAGCGUUGGUGAUCUAAAUAGGAGUGAAUUCAUGCAGGGGAGGGAUUAAAAUUUCUCCGCAAGAUUCCGUUCUUUCGCAUGUAAACAUUCGAUUGUUGGGUCCCUGAAAUGUCUGGCGGGACACCAGUAGGUGGUGGAGGGUUCAUGAGACAGAGGCAUAGUCAGGGAUACGCAUCAAGUGGUGAUGACCUUGAGGAUGAUGCCUGCUCGCGGUUGGCCCCAGGGCCACCGCCUGUCCCUAGAGGCAGAACCUGGAUUGAGAUUGUUGAAAACGUCCUUUGGAUUGCUUCUGCAUUGUUCAUUGUCUACUUUGGCGAUCGUCAUUCGAAUCUCAUCUAUCUCCUGUGGCAUGAUGGUCGAAUAAGGAGGGUACCUUUUUAUCUUGGGAUGGUAGCUGUUGGUUUGAAUAUUGUCAUCUUCUUCUGUACAAGUAUGCUCGCAUGGAGUGCAAGGAGAUGUGACGAGAAAUGGGAGCUGGCAAGUAUAUCCGCUUUGCCCUAUGUUACCCUGCUUGGGCUCGUUGCGUUUUGCUUGUUAUCCUUUGCUCUCUGGCCGAUCUGGGGUUUCUUAACUCUUCCUCUUCUGUUUACCCUUUUUAUGGCUUGCUUGGUCGUUGGCCCCUACGUCAUGAUUGGGUUUUUGAGACCACAGAAUGAUGUGCUCCGGACAGAUUAGAAGGCCCGAGCUUGAAGAUACAGUGUGAAGGUUAUCUGGCCUAUAAUUUUCAAGAAAGUCUGCUAGAGGAUCGAAGAUUGCUCGAACUUCCAAGUGUUCGGCCCUUACAAGGACAAAGCUGAUUGAUUAAAAGCCUUGAUCAAUCUUCUGCCCUAUCAGCUUCCAGCUACUGCAGAUCAGCAGAUUUUUCACAUCUCAUUCUUGCGUCUACGUAUGCUCAUACCUUGCAACCCCACAGUUGUGAAAACCCAAUGGCUGGGUCGGUCUUAGUUUAGAUGAAAUUCUUGUAAUUGAUUGUUACAGGUUUGAUAGAUUCUUUUCCCGAUCAUUGGGUUGUUUUGUUUUUCCUUUCCACUGGGUUGGUAAAUCGAUAGUGUCUGUGAGUGUUGCGCGAGAUUCUGUGUGCCAAAGACUGUUCCGAUUCUUCGAUUUGGGUCAAUCUGUCAAGUUGUUUGCAUUCAUACGAUAUAUUAGGAAGUUUAGUAA
Molecule: messenger RNA, 1651 nt
Organism: Punica granatum (pomegranate)
Lineage: Eukaryota; Viridiplantae; Streptophyta; Magnoliopsida; Myrtales; Lythraceae
Source: RefSeq, a predicted model, not a curated record